CUCUAGGCAAGAGAGUGCACUCACUUAUCUUGCCACCAAGGAUAGCAUCUCUCUCACACUCUCUCCCUUUAUUUUCUUCAUCUGCGGAGCUCAGUGGUUUGGGGAAUAGGAGAAGUGCAGACUCAGCUUCUCAUUCUUGCCCCUCUGUUGUGCCACACUGGAUUUCGUGGAAGAGACACAGGGGCUUUCAUUCUUUUUGUUACAAGACGAAGCGCCUGUUCUUACGUCCAUUGACGCCGACCGAUUUUGACCAACUCCUUGAGUUCGUGAAGGGCUAGCGAGAUUCUAGUUGCGGCGGAUUUGGAGGUUGAGACACGUCUUGCGUUCGUCGAUUUUCGAUCAUUCUUGUCUUUGUACAGAGCUUGUGUGAGGACGUCGCUGUCCAAGAAGCGCUCGCUAGACUCGUGUCGCGAUGUCUGCCUCUGUUGAAUAUCAGCCGCCUGGCGCGGAGUCAGAACUGGAUCGAACAGUUGGAGGCCCGCGUAGAAGGAGACAUGACGAUGACGACGAAGGCCCUGAUAACUCUGAUGAUGAUGACCUGGAAAGCACAACUAGCGCGCCAGCCAAUAAAGCAAAGUAUCCAGGAGAAUUAGAGGAGGAAAAAGAGCUGGCCCCGCAUGCUUGCGCAUACUGUGGUAUACACAAUCCUAGCAGUGUUGUCAAAUGUCUGGCCUGCAGCAAAUGGUUUUGUAGUGCCCGUGGCAACACUUCUUCUUCCCAUAUCGUGAACCAUCUUGUCCGCGCUAGGCACAAGGAAGUCCAACUACACCCAGAGUCCUCGCUUGGUGAUACCGUUCUAGAAUGCUAUAACUGUGGCACCAAGAAUGUCUUUCUCCUCGGAUUCAUCCCCGCCAAGUCCGACACCGUUGUAGUGCUCUUAUGUCGUCAGCCUUGCGCCGCCAUGCCAUCUUCCAAGGACAUGAACUGGGAUACCUCGCGCUGGCAGCCCCUUAUUGAGGAUCGUUCGUUCUUGACAUGGCUGGUGGCUGCCCCGUCCGAUCAAGAGCAACUUCGGGCUCGUCACCUGAGCCCACAAAUGAUUGCUAAACUAGAGGAAAUGUGGAAGGAAAACUCGCAGGCGACAAUUGCUGAUCUAGAAAAGGCCACAGCUGUCGAUGAUGAACCUGCACCGGUCCUUUUGCGCUAUGACGACGCAUUCCAGUACCAGAACAUCUUCGGCCCGCUUGUUAAAAUCGAGGCAGACUACGAUCGCAAACUGAAGGAGUCACAAUCACAGGAUGGCUUAAUUGUCCGCUGGGAUCUUGGUCUUAACAACAAGCAUUUGGCUAGUUUCAUCCUGCCGAAGCUCGAACUUGGAGAUGUGAAAUUGGCCGUUGGAGACGAGAUGCGCCUGAAAUACACCGGCGAGUUGCGACCAAAGUGGGAAGGUGUAGGAUACGUUAUCAAGAUCCCUAAUAACCAGUCUGACGAAGUUACUAUUGAAUUGCGGGCAAAGGGAGAUCACAAGUCGGUGCCCACGGAAUGUACGCAUAACUUCACAGCCGAUUAUGUUUGGAAGUCGACCUCUUUCGACCGCAUGCAGCUUGCAAUGAAGACCUUCGCUGUUGAUGAGAUGAGCGUCUCGGGUUACAUUUUCCAUCGCCUAUUGGGUCACGAAGUCGCAGCUGCGCCGAUGAAAACACAGAUGCCGAAAAAGUUCAGCGUUCCUGGACUUCCUGAGCUCAACGGCAGUCAGAUCAAUGCAGUAAAAAGUGUGCUACAGCGGCCUCUGAGUCUGAUUCAAGGUCCUCCCGGUACUGGAAAGACAGUCACUUCAGCCACCAUUAUCUAUCACCUUGCCAAGCUCAACGGAGGCCAGGUUUUAGUUUGUGCGCCCUCUAACGUUGCCGUUGACCAACUUUGCGAGCGUAUCCACAGAACUGGCCUCAAGACUGUCCGCGUAACCGCCAAAUCCCGUGAGGAUGUUGAGUCUCCUGUUGGCUUCUUGUCCCUGCAUGAGCAAGUCCGUCUUAAUGACAGCAAUAUCGAGCUCAUCAAACUCAACCAGCUCAAGAGUGAACUUGGGGAAUUGUCAAGUCAGGACGAGAAGCGUCUGAAGCAACUCACUAGGGCGGCCGAGCGUGAAAUUUUGAACAAUGCCGACGUCAUUUGCUGUACCUGUGUCGGUGCUGGCGACCCUCGCCUGGCAAAGCUCAAGUUCCGCACUGUUCUGAUUGAUGAGUCUACUCAGUCUGCUGAACCCGAGUGUAUGAUUCCGUUAGUUUUGGGAUGCAAGCAGGUCGUCCUUGUCGGUGACCACCAGCAGCUCGGUCCUGUUAUCAUGAAUAAGAAGGCAGCGAAGGCGGGGCUUAACCAGUCUCUUUUCGAGCGACUUGUCAUCCUGGGUUGCUCGCCUAUUCGCCUGAACGUCCAGUACCGUAUGCACCCAUGUCUUUCAGAAUUCCCCUCCAACAUGUUUUACGAGGGGUCCUUGCAGAACGGUAUUACUUCAUUUGAUCGCCUUCGUCGCGAGGUUGAUUUCCCUUGGCCUAUCUUAGAUAGCCCCAUGAUGUUCUGGUCGAAUCUCGGAAAUGAGGAGAUUUCGGCAUCUGGAACAUCUUACCUCAACCGUACCGAGGCAGCGAAUGUAGAAAAGAUCGUUACCCGCUUCUUUAAAGCUGGCGUACAGCCAAAGGACAUUGGUAUUAUCACACCUUAUGAGGGACAGCGCAGUUAUAUUGUCAGCUCUAUGCAGGCUACUGGUACGUUCAAAAAGGAGCAUUAUAAGGAGAUUGAGGUUGCAUCGGUGGAUGCUUUCCAGGGUCGCGAGAAAGAUUUUAUUAUUCUUUCUUGCGUACGCUCCAACGACCAUCAAGGAAUUGGUUUCUUGAGUGAUCCUCGCCGUCUAAAUGUUGCGCUUACUCGUGCCAAAUACGGUCUGGUUAUCCUGGGUAAUCCGAAGGUGCUAUCCAAGCAUCCUCUCUGGAAUUGUCUCCUGCAGCACUUCAAGGAACGACACACUCUUGUCGAAGGGCCAUUAUCGAAUCUACAGGAAUCUCUCAUCCAGUUCAGCCGUCCUAAGCAGGCCUACCGCGGACCUCAACGAUUCCAGAUGGCCUACAACCACGUUUCCAACGUUACUAGUGGUUUCAUGAACGGAAGGAAUGGUCAUCGGAACGAGUUCCACGACACCGGCUCGGUUGUUGGCUACAUCCCCGAUGAUGUGUCUUCUGUCCAUUCCUCAGCACUUGGCGGCGUUGGGAUUCCAUCCGGAUAUCCUCCUAUGUUCCAGCAAUUCGCAGAUUCGUGGCCUUCUUUGCCUGGUGCCCGUCGAGCCAAUGGCAACAGAGGAAAAGGCGCGCCUAGCAUUGCUGGGGAUUCGGUCGCAGCCACGGAGUCUGAUAUUACUGGAAGUAUCAUUGACGGAAAGGGUCCUGAGCAGGGUGGCGUCAGCCUUGCUGGAUUGAGCAUCAACGAUAUGACCAAACAGCCCAGUCUAAGUCAGUCUGAUCGACUGAAGCGUUACGUAGAAUCCGGAGCUCGUGAUCCUUACAAGCCGGGUGCCCCCGAUAGCGGUAGCAUUUUUGGAGGAAGUUCUGCCAGCAUUCGUGUUACACGCGGAAUACCCGGCCAUAUUCAUGAUGACGACGAUGCCCGGAGCGUGUCCACAGCUUUCGCUAGUCAGGUGGGGGGCAAUUACGAUUGA
Molecule: messenger RNA, 3646 nt
Organism: Aspergillus nidulans FGSC A4
Lineage: Eukaryota; Fungi; Ascomycota; Eurotiomycetes; Eurotiales; Aspergillaceae
Product: putative regulator of nonsense transcripts
Exons: 3
Coding region: 413-3646 (1077 amino acids)
Biological process (GO): nuclear-transcribed mRNA catabolic process, nonsense-mediated decay
Cellular component (GO): cytoplasm
Molecular function (GO): 5'-3' RNA helicase activity; 5'-3' DNA helicase activity; metal ion binding
Source: RefSeq, a predicted model, not a curated record